Vidua chalybeata is the source of this 1353-nucleotide messenger RNA. RefSeq lists its product as uncharacterized. The coding region runs from base 234 to 1127 and encodes 297 amino acids. Lineage: Eukaryota; Metazoa; Chordata; Aves; Passeriformes; Viduidae. The record is from RefSeq and is a predicted model, not a curated record. The transcript is spliced from 6 exons.
CGCGGAGCAUCCGUCUUCUCCAUCCCGGGAGGGAAUAGAGAGCCAUUUGCUGACAUUUGCGAGCCAAACUCUGGACUGACCGUACGGGUUUGGAAGAGCAGUUUUCUGUCACUCCGAAAAAUUGGCAGUGGGCUGCCCAAAGGAACCAAAGGGAUUGAUCACAUCCCUGACAUUCCUUUUUUUUUGGAGUUUGUCCCACUUACUUUGACGGUGGUUUUUGAUCACAAAACACCAUGAGCUCACGUCAGCGAAAGCGCCCCGGAGGAGCAAUUGAUUCCAGACCAGCUCGGAAACGGAGCAGGCUGCUGCCCUCCAGCGCAGGUGGGACUUCGCAGACAGAGCCAAGAGACCUUGAGGAAAGUGCUACACCCGCUUUUGAGCCUGAAGUCAUAGAUCUCACAGGUGAAGACACCAUAGAUCUCACAGGCGAAGAUGUCAUAGAGCUCAGAGUUGAAGAUGUCAUAGAUCUCACAGGUGAAGACGUCAUAGAUCUCACAGGUGAAGAAGAAGUCAUAGAUCUCACAGGCGAAGACACCGUAGAUCUCCAAGGUGAAGAAGUCAUAGAUCUCACAGGUGAAGAAGUCAUAGAUCUCACAGGCGAAGACGUCGUAGAUCUCACAGGUGAAUCUUUGGAGCCUGAAGUCAUCAUUAUCAGUGACGAUGAGUCUCCUAUGGACAGGGAGCAGAGCCAGCAGCAGCUGCAUCUUUCCAGAGCAUCAGCCGAGCCACUGGCAAGGGAUGAUGAAGAAGAACCAAGAGACAUUGAUGGUUCCGCUCUCUCUAGUGAUUGGCUGCUAUUUGAUUUCGAUCUUCCAUAUUGGUCAGAUGAGGACUCAGAGGUGAGGAUCCACAUGUCCUUGUCCUUUCUGGUUUUUGGGAGGGAAAGGGACAAAAGGGGAGCUGCACAACUCAGUUGUUUUAGGUGGGUGCCACGGGCAGCUGGCUGGAAGCACAGCCCUUGCUGGGAAGCUCCAACUUGCCCAUUCCUCCAAGUCCCCUCUUGCUGGUGUCCACAGAGGGAGAAGCCCUUGCCAGGAUGGCACUGGCAGAUCUGUCUGUUCCUUACAGUUCUAGCACUGAGUGACAGACUGCACAUAGCCCAAGUCCCGUUUUCCUGGUGCCGAUAGAGCAGCAAACUGGAAUUCUUUACUCCCAAAUUUCUGUUGUGGCUUCCUUUCUUCAGCAGUGGUUCACCUUGUACUGAGUGUUUAUGGAUAUCACAUUUGAAUGUUCCCUUUUGAGGGAGAAAGAGGGAAAGAAACAGCUCUAGGCCCAGAUCCAGUUAGGGAGCUGAAACAGGGGAGGAAGGUAUUCAGGUGGUUCCUAAUUUGUCUCCAUUUCUACCCCACUGCA